UUGACAGGACGAAGUGAGGCAGAGCCCGCAGUCCAGCCCCAGCCCUCAUUCAGGCACAGACUCCCCCAGCCCCAUCUCCUGCUCUCCCUUUUGGACGUUUUGGUCGGUGUUGAAGCACAGCAAAUAAGCAGCCAUGGAUGCCAUCAAGAAGAAGAUGCAGAUGCUCAAGCUCGACAAGGAGAAUGCCUUGGACAGAGCUGAGCAGGCCGAGUCAGACAAGAAAGCAGCGGAGGAUAGAAGCAAACAGUUAGAGGACGAAAUGAGAGAAUUGGAAAAGAAAUUGCGUGUUACAGAGGAUGAAAGAGAUAAAGUUUUUGAGGAGUUCCAAACUGCUGAGGAAAAACUGUUGGCUGCUGAAGAGACCGCUACCAAGCUUGAGGACGACUUGGUGGCUCUGCAGAAGAAGCUGAAGGGAACUGAGGAUGAGCUGGACAAGUACUCCGAGGCUCUUAAAGAUGCCCAGGAGAAGCUUGAGUUGGCUGAGAAGAAAGCCACCGAUGCUGAGGGCGAUGUCGCUUCCCUUAACAGACGUAUCCAGCUGGUUGAGGAGGAGUUGGAUCGUGCUCAGGAGCGUCUGGCCACAGCCUUGCAGAAGCUGGAGGAGGCUGAGAAGGCUGCAGAUGAGAGCGAGAGAGGUAUGAAGGUCAUUGAGAACAGGGCCAUGAAGGAUGAGGAGAAGAUGGAGAUCCAGGAGAUCCAGCUGAAAGAGGCCAAACACAUUGCUGAGGAGGCAGAUCGCAAAUAUGAGGAGGUUGCUCGUAAACUGGUCAUCAUUGAGGGUGACCUGGAACGUACAGAGGAGCGCGCUGAGCUGUCAGAAAGCAAAUGCUCUGAGCUUGAGGAAGAGUUGAAAACUGUGACCAACAACCUGAAGUCACUGGAGGCCCAGGCAGAGAAGUACUCACAGAAGGAAGACAAGUAUGAGGAAGAGAUCAAGGUCCUCACUGACAAACUCAAGGAGGCUGAGACUCGUGCUGAGUUCGCUGAGAGAUCAGUAGCCAAGCUUGAGAAGACCAUUGAUGACUUGGAAGAGAAACUGUCACAAGCUAAAGAAGAAAACCUGGAUAUGCACCAGAUGCUGGACCAGACUCUAAUGGAACUGAAUAACUUGUGAACGCACAGUCUUGAACCCAUUCUUCACACACACACACAAACACACAUAGUGGUUUUGCUUUUUGUAUUUGCACCUUGCUUACCAGAAACCCCUCUUUUUAUUCCUCUCCAAUGAUGGUGAACAAACAGCCAGUUGCUAUUUUUAUUGCACAGUCCUGCCUUCAGUGGAUCUCAACCUCGGAGCCACGAUAAGGAGAUGCAAUGCAUAGCCAUACCCUGUUUUUAAUUAUAAAACAUAUAUCAUUUUACCUCUGCCUUUUUCAGUCAUUGCAAUAUGUAUUUCUUGUAGAUUUUUUUAACAUUUCAUCUGCUGAAAUAACAUGUAAAAUUGGUGAUGAAAUUGUUUUCUACAUCUGCAAUAAAUCUGAUCUGGAUUUUAGUUUAAUUGUGCACAUACCAAAAAAUGAAGUCGAAACCUUUUGCACUUAGUCAAACUUGAUAUAAUGCAUAUUAUACACUUUUUUUUCCCACACAAGUAUAACUGUACACAGGCUUAGCCUGUAUGUAUGUAUACUGGUGCUACUGUAUUGUUGUUUCCAUUGUGCAUUACAGUAUUUGGAAACUUGAUGUUCUCCAUGGUUAAAAUUAUUUUUUUCUUUUAUAAUUCCAGUCUUCUGGCUGUGCAUCAUUUUAGAUUUAUUUUUAAAGCAGAAGUUUAAAGUGUGCAACUUAUCUGAAAUGUUUAAAUUGAUUAAAAAAUAAAACCACGUUUUGAAAGUUUUCAAA
Molecule: messenger RNA, 1839 nt
Organism: Girardinichthys multiradiatus
Lineage: Eukaryota; Metazoa; Chordata; Actinopteri; Cyprinodontiformes; Goodeidae
Gene: tpm1
Product: tropomyosin 1 (alpha)
Exons: 10
Coding region: 134-1114 (326 amino acids)
Biological process (GO): cardiac muscle contraction; actin filament organization
Cellular component (GO): actin filament
Molecular function (GO): actin filament binding
Source: RefSeq, a predicted model, not a curated record